Molecule: messenger RNA, 1260 nt
Organism: Exophiala bonariae
Lineage: Eukaryota; Fungi; Ascomycota; Eurotiomycetes; Chaetothyriales; Herpotrichiellaceae
Exons: 2
Coding region: 1-1260 (419 amino acids)
Biological process (GO): transmembrane transport
Cellular component (GO): membrane
Molecular function (GO): transmembrane transporter activity
Source: RefSeq, a predicted model, not a curated record
AUGCUGUUUCCAUAUGAUGAAAACAAUAUUCCCAGUCUUGACGUGCUCAUAAAUGGACCUUUCAACGACAAAUCAGAGCGUGAGAUGCGAUUACUGCUCAAUGACUUCCUCACGGCGACUGGUCUACGCGAUUACGAGCACUAUUUUACCAAAGGAAUGUUUCUAGCUCAGAAUCCUGCUGCUUUCGACCAGCCCCGCGAAGAUGGUCUUCAUUUGACGCAAGAGGAAAAGGAAACCCUCGUCUAUGAAGAAGUACCCGUCAAAAGAGUCAAUAGGACCGAGUCCUCAAGCUCUUGGCGACCUGAUUACAAAAAGUGGCGGAAUAUCUCAGCUCCUUUAUGGCGACUUGUUUGUCUUUGUGCCCUGGGGGCAGCAGUCCAAGGCUGGGACGAGUCGGCUGUGAAUGGUGCACAGCUUUUCUACCAACGUGCUUUCCGGAUUCACAUCGAGUCAGACAUAAAGGCGGAACGAAAGCCAAUGGUCGUUGGACUUGUUAACAGCGCUCCUUAUCUAGCUUGCUUCGUAAGUUGUUGGCUCACCCCUUGGUCAAACAGGAAAUUCGGCAGACGAGGAACCAUAUUCUGGACUGCAAUAUGUUCCGCGGCUUUCGCCUUUGCCCAAGCGUUUGCAAAUACCUGGGAAGUUCUUUUUGUUCUCCGCUUCCUGAUGGGUUUCGGUAUCGGGCCCAAGAGUGCCACAAUCCCGAUAUAUGCAGCAGAGUGUUCCCCAGCGAAUCUCAGAGGCAGCCUUGUCAUGCUGUGGCAGUUGUUCACCGCCGUUGGUAUCAUGCUCGGCUCAGUCAGUGGUGUCGUGCUGCAAGAUAUUGGGAGUUCUGACUGCGAAGACUUGACAUCUCUGAAAUGUAGUCUGAACUGGAGAUUGAUGCUCGCCAGUCCUGCAAUUGCACCAAUAGUCCUUGCUCUUUACAUUUACACUCAGAGCGAGUCACCACGGUGGCUAAUCAACGAAGGUCACAGGCUUUCGAAAAAUGAUUUACCAAAUUUGGCACAAAAGCGGUACGAACAAGCAUGGGUGGGCUUAAAGAAGCUGCGACGCCAGAGACUACAAGCCGCCAAAGACAUGUUCGAAAUGUAUUACCUUCUCCAGAAAGAGAGAAGAGAAAUAAGUUCCAUCAAGGAUUCACCAGAAAGAAGCUGGAGCCGAAAAGGUAUCUUUGAGCUAUUCUCUGUUCGACGGAACCGAAGAGCAAUGGUUGCAAGUUUGGUCUGCAUGUUUGCCCAACAGUUUUGUGGUGUGUAA